UGAUUCUGCAGGGUUGUCCAAAUCCCACAGCAUUUCCUGUAAGAACGCUGUCAGUCCGCCUAACCCUCAAAUCGAGAUGAUUCGGUCAAUGGUGCUUCCUCGACUCCUUCGGCGUGUUUUGCUACAAAAUACACCAUCGUGCAGGCGGUACAGCAAGCAUGAUCCCAUAUAUUUGGACCUCCUGAAGUCAAAAUACCCCCAAUAUGAGGCAGUGAACUUCCGACUCACGGGAUACGACUACUCUGUGCUGGAGAGCUACCAGAAGUUCGUCCACAACACGGCAGAAUACAUGGGAUUCAAUGUGGAGGAUUCCUGGGCAGUGCCGCCGAAGAAGCUCAAAGUGCAGCGCUUCAAGCCUCAGAGCACGGUGGUUGACAGUGAAUACAGCCUCUGUGUGUUCGAGAGAAUUGUGCACAUCGAGGAUCUGGACGCCCCGACGUAUCCUACGCUGCUGCGAGUCCUGCAAGCCGCCUUGCCGGAAGGCGUGACGCUGGAGGUGCUCGAGCACUCGGAUGAACAGGAGGAGAUCAAGUACGUGCCAGACACUGAACUGCUCCAGCUCAAGGCCCAAUUGGAGGACAUGAGAAAGCCGAAGAAGUAGAACUUUGUGGAGAUUUUCACUCUUCACGUGGAAUUGGACGGAUUUGUUAAUUUUGUACUCUCUCAAAAAGUGUCUCCAGAAAUUGUAUAAGAAGAAUAUUGGACGGAAGAUUGUUUU
This is a messenger RNA of Phlebotomus argentipes, 718 nucleotides long. RefSeq lists its product as uncharacterized. Gene Ontology annotation, cellular component: mitochondrial ribosome. The record is from RefSeq and is a predicted model, not a curated record. The coding region runs from base 77 to 601 and encodes 174 amino acids. Lineage: Eukaryota; Metazoa; Arthropoda; Insecta; Diptera; Psychodidae. The transcript is spliced from 4 exons.